This is a messenger RNA of Dunckerocampus dactyliophorus (ringed pipefish), 3226 nucleotides long. RefSeq names its product SVOP-like (gene svopl). NCBI's taxonomy places the organism in Eukaryota, Metazoa, Chordata, Actinopteri, Syngnathiformes, Syngnathidae. The record is from RefSeq and is a predicted model, not a curated record. Bases 1641 to 3161 code for a protein of 506 amino acids. Gene Ontology annotation, molecular function: transmembrane transporter activity. Gene Ontology annotation, biological process: transmembrane transport. The transcript has 16 exons. Gene Ontology annotation, cellular component: membrane.
GUCCACAUCGGCACACCGUCUUGGCUGCUUAAGGACUAACUUUAAAUUAGGAGAUCACCCCCAACCAAAAGCAUUCCCUCCGGAAAGUUACAGGGUUCCAUCUGUCUGCCAGUGGUCUUUGGCCUCGGCGUCCAUUCAUCUCUCGUCUUUCUGAAGAAAUCGAAAAACUUUGCAGCGGACUUGGUCAUCUUGGAGGGCUUGAGAAGUCUUCCCAAAGGGUUGUUGAUAUUUGGAAGGUUGGAGAUGAAGUGUCGUGUAAGACUGGAUGUUCUGGACGGGAUUGUCAAGUGGACAUCCUGACCUUCUGUGGUGCUAAGCGUCAGUCUCUUGUCACGGAUCACACAUUGCCUUCCACACGUCCUAUCAGCCAGACCAGAUGUCCGUCUUCAAAGCCAAUCAGCGAGGCCUUGCAAGCGUAGUGUGUAGUUGUAAAGCAUAAAGAAUAAGACAGAUAUCCAUCAUUUUCCCAAUAAGCACAAUAUUCAUGUUUCUAUGGCGUAUAUAGAGUAAAUAUAUAUAACUGAACGUAUCGGUCAAAGUGUUUAUUUUCAAGAAAAAAGACCAGACUACUGUCGUAUGCUUGUACUCGUGUUGUACUUCCAAUGUUAGCAUAGCUGCUCGCUGCUGUUCACGUGGUGAAAGAACUUAGCGCUAAUUGUUAGCUUGCAUAUCAUCGUCGUGAAGGCACAGAGCCAGAGGAGAGUUGACUCGGUGGAGGGAAACCGGCCUGGACCACAACACGAGAGCCACGGACACCAGCAAACCGCCAAAAUUGAUCCGGUGCGUGGGGAAAGCCGCUGGUUCUCUCUGCUGAUUGGCAGCUGUCUCUCUGAUGUUGUGAUGACAUCAUCGCUUCUAGCCAAUCGAUUUUUGUCUCUGCUACUUUUCAGCAUGUCCACUUCGGUCAAUGUUAGCAUGCUGCUAAUGUUAGCAUGUCGCUAAGAGAAAAAUCAUGUCCAAACUUGAUUUGCUUUGGCAAAAAAAAGAGGAAGACGUGCAAAGGGAAACGCCCCUUUGUGAUUGACCCGUUCACAUGUUAGUUACGGUGUGGGGGUGUUGUCACAUGAUCACAUGGUGCUAAUAAUUGUUUCAUGAGCCAAUAACAUUUGUUUUCUUGAUUAGUAUUUGAAACACCACCAGCAUUAAAGAGAUGAGUUUAAUGUACUUUUUAAAAAUCUUCCUGUAAUUCCUUUGUGGAUGAUUGAAACAGCUCGUCUCAUUCGCAGCCGUCAAGUCAUGUUCUCAACACACACACACUUCCGGCCUUCAAUAUAAGAGCCCUGCGCUCCACAUCAUGUCUAACUGUGAUACCAAAAUAUGGGCGUCAUAAAACGUAGCUUGCAAUUCUUCCCACACUUUCUAAGUAAGCAAAUGCUUGAAAAGACUUGAAAGUAGUCAUCAAGUCGUAAAAAGUGAGAUUGCUGUGGCUCCCCUCACGGCUUCCGUACAUACCUGCAUGAAGCGAGGUGUCGCUUUACCGCCCUCCCAUUCCUCCCUGUGAUGCACUUCCGUGUUCACCUGACUGACAACAGCAACACAACACGGACUCUCUUUCGUUUUAAAUGAUUGCAAGAUUUUAAUGUGGACUUCCGGAGCCAAGCGGAGGUGUUAAAGAUUUGUGGACGGAAUGGUUGACGUUGAUGAAGAAAUCACUUCACCGAUUGCGCUCCAGGAUGACAGACAGCAUGAAGACUGAGCUGGUCAGCGCCAUCUGCCUGCAGGAGGUGGAAUUGUCAGACAAGCCGUCAGAUUGCCAAGAGGACGUGAAAAACCACACUGACACGUACACAGUGGAGGACGCCGUGGAGAGUAUCGGUUUUGGAAGAUUUCACCUGCUGCUCUUCAUCAUCAUGGGAAGCUCCAAUAUUGUGGAGGCCAUGGAGAUCAUGUUGCUGGCGGUGGCUUCUCCUGAGAUUCGUUGUGAGUGGCGUCUGGAUGACUGGCAGGUGGCGCUGGUGUCCACAAUGGUGUUUUUGGGCUUCAUGGUGUGCGGCGUCCUCAGUGGAUUCGUGGCUGACAAAUAUGGCCGCUGGAAGGUUGUGUUUGGAGGCUUUGUGUGGAGCGCGUACUUCUCCCUCCUCACCUCCUUCGCUCCGUCCUACCCUUGGUUCAUCUUCCUGCGCAGCAUGGUGGGCUGCGGCGUGGCGGGAGUGUCGCAGGGGUUUGUGUUAAAGACGGAGUUCAUCCCGGCCAAAUAUCGGGGCGUCCUGCUGCCUUUGGCCUCCAUCUUCUGGAUGACUGGAUCCAUGCUCAUCAUCAUCCUGGGAAUGCUGGUGGUUCCCACACUGGGAUGGAGAUGGAUGAUCCGCAUCUCUGUGGCCCCAAGCAUCAUCCUCAUCUUCCUCUUCAAGUUCAUUCCGGAGUCGGCUCGCUUCAACGUCUCGGCUGGGAACGUUCAGGCUGCCGUGGACACGCUCAGCUGGAUCGCCAAGAUGAACAAAGUGUCUCUUCCGCCGGGACGUCUGGUGGAGCCUGUGGUGGAGAAGAAAGGCAACUGGAGGGUUCUGCUCGGUUCCACCUUAAGGAGGACAUCCUUGCUGCUCUGGUAUUCAUGGUUUGUGGCGUCCUUUGCGUACUACGGGUCGGUUCUGAGCAGCUCUGAGCUUCUGGAGAAGAACUUAUUGUGCGUAACGGACGGCGACCACGAGCAUCAGGUCAAAUACCGCCGCGAGGACGAACGGUGUUACUGCAUCCCCUUCGCGUCCAGCGACUACCGCACGCUCCUCAUCAGCUGCCUGGGGGAGGUCGCACUUGUUCCACUAAACAUCUGCCUGCUCAACGUCUUUGGACGGAAAAGGAGUUUAAUGGUCUUGCAGCUGAUGGCGGCCAUGUUCUUCCUGAUGCUCAACAUCUGCACCACAAUGUUUGGCUUCACGGUUCUGUUGUUCCUGCUGCGUUCUGUGGUGUCCAUGAACUUCAAUGUGGUUUAUAUCUACACGGCUGAGGUGUAUCCGACUGUGGUGCGGUCGCUGGGCUUGGGUUUUUCCACGUCGUUCAGUCGGAUCGGAGGGAUGAUUGCUCCUUUCAUCUCUCAGGUGCUCAUGUCUCAGUCUGUGAUUCUGGCGCUGAGUCCGUUCGCCGUGGCGUGCACACUGUGUGCGCUGGGAAGCUUCCUGUUGCCGAUAGAAACAAAAGGCCGAGCUCUGCUGCAAAUCUCCUGACACCGCCACUGGAACAAAUACUCUAUUCUUCCAUUUGAUUCAACCUUAUAAAAUACAUGACAGCA